AGUACAGUGUUUAUCUCUGUAGAGGAAAACAGUAACGCAGUAAUGGGUCUAGUACUUCUUCUUCUAGUAAAUGUACUUGAUUACAUUCCACCACUGCUGGUCACUCAUCCAACUGCUCUUUAACAGAUUAAGAUUCAUUAAUUACAGAUUUAAACGGUGGUAAAGUCUUUAAGAAGAAGAAGAAAAAAAAAAAACUGAAAACAUAGACGAUCUUCGGCUGUCUGUCAGAGCCGUUGACGUCCGUCACGUCUCUCCGUGACGUCGGCGGUCAGGGAGGAAGUACGGCGAGCGGACGGUCCGUGAUGAUGGAGCUGUGUCCGGGCGGCAGCGCUCAUUAUGAGGCUGUCUGACACCCUCCGCUGACAUUAUGCACGUUCUGCUCGCUUGACACGCGAUGUGACUGCGGAUUCGAGUCAGAUGUGACUCGGAUGGUUGCAGCUGGCUAGCUAGCUGUUAGCUUAGCCGUCAUCCAUCCCGGUAGAGUGAGAGAGCUCCAGCAGCAGCAGCAGGCAGCUAGCAGCUCAGCUGAUCCGCUGCAGCACCACACACAGCCCGGCGAGAAGAUGAUGAUGAUGAUGAUGAUGAUGAUGAUGAUGAUGAUGAAGAGGCCUUAAAUGUCAGAUCAGCGACGGUGUGUUCGGGCAUCAGUUACAGACAUGGCGUCCCAGCUCCAGGUGUUCUCCUCCCCCUCUGUGUCCUCCAGUGCCUACUCCCGUUCCAAGAGGCUCAAAGUGGAGAACCCUGCCUGGGAUGUGUCCAACCAGCUGGGAGAUAAUGGUUACUACCAGCAGAGCCCCACCCAGGGAGCUGCACCCUCCACUUCUGGCUCAAACUUCAACCCGGUGUACAACUCCCACCAGGCGCACCCGCCGGCGGCCGGUUCCCGGGAGCAGACGGUGGUGCGGGCAGCAGACAGCACAGGCAGCCUCCGCGGACCUCCCUCCUCCUCUUCCUCGUCGUCGUCCUCCAGCCGCCGCGUCAAGGAUGCCGAGUCGUCCUCCCAGCCGUGUGACCUCUACCACAAGCAGUACAGCCUGAAGAGGAAGAGCGAGGAGGUGGACAGCAGCGACAGCGUCCAGAUCCUGGAGGAGCUCUCAGCCCCCGUGGUCUCAAACCGCACCGGUGGUGGAGGGGGGACCACCACCGCUCAGUCCAUAGCACAUUCCACUUCUACCACGAAGAGCAGCAACUCCCACAGCGAGGGCGACUACCAGCUGGUCCAGCACGAGAUCCUGUGCUCCAUGUCCAACAGCUACGAGGUGCUGGAGUUCCUGGGACGUGGCACCUUCGGCCAGGUGGCUAAAUGCUGGAAGCGAGGCACAAACGAGAUAGUGGCGAUCAAAAUCUUGAAGAAUCAUCCUUCUUAUGCUCGGCAAGGUCAAAUUGAGGUGAGCAUCCUGAGCAGACUGAGCACGGAGAACGCCGACGAGUUCAACUUCGUCCGCUCGUACGAGUGUUUCCAGCACAAGAACCACACGUGCCUUGUGUUUGAGAUGCUGGAGCAGAACCUUUACGACUUCCUGAAGCACAGCAAGUUCAGCCCUCUGCUGCUCAAGUGCAUCCGGCCCAUCCUGCAGCAGGUCGCCACGGCUCUGAUGAAGCUGAAGAGCCUGGGUCUGAUCCACGCCGACCUGAAGCCCGAGAACAUCAUGUUAGUGGACCCUCUGCGGCAGCCGUACAGAGUGAAGGUCAUCGACUUCGGCUCGGCCAGCCACGUGUCCAAAGCGGUUUGCUCCACCUACUUGCAGUCACGAUACUACAGAGCUCCGGAGAUCAUUCUGGGCCUUCCUUUCUGUGAAGCCAUCGACAUGUGGUCUUUGGGGUGCGUCAUCGCUGAGCUGUUCCUGGGAUGGCCUCUUUAUCCCGGUGCCUCAGAGUACGAUCAGAUUCGUUACAUCUCGCAGACACAGGGCCUUCCAGCCGAGUACCUGCUGAGCGCAGGAACCAAAACCAGCCGCUUUUUCAACAGAGGCCCUGACUCGAGCUACCCCCUGUGGAGACUCAAAACACCUGCGGAGCACGAGGCCGAGAUGGGCAUCAAGUCGAAGGAGGCAAGAAAGUACAUCUUCAACUGUCUGGAUGAUAUGAUGCAGGUGAACAUGACUAACCUGGAGGGGACUGACAUCCUGGCAGAGAAGGCCGACAGACGGGAGUUCAUCGACCUGCUGAAGAAGAUGCUGACGCUCGACGCAGACAAACGGAUCACGCCCAUGAAGACGCUGAACCAUCCAUUCGUUACCAUGACACACCUGCUGCACUUCCCUCACAGCUCACAUGUGAAGUCCUGUUUCCAAAACAUGGAUAUAUGCAAACGCAGAUGCAGCGCCUUCGAGAACGGCAAGAACAUGUUUGCCAGCAACAACACACCAAGUGCAGCCACCAACCUCACUGUCACCUUCAGUAGCCAGCUCAACCAGCACAAUCAGAUGGCCUCUACAGGAGGCCAGUCCCUGUCCCUCAGCAGCAACGUCCCUCUGCUGAACUACCAACCCGGUCUCUACCAACAGGCCACCAUAAACAUCCCCGGUCUGACCCAGCAGGGCGUCCCCCUGCAGACCAGACCCACCCAGCUCUGCACCCAGACUGAGCCCUUCCAGCAGACGCUCAUCGUUUGCCCCCCGACCAUCCAGGGUGAGAAUGCAAGAUGUCUUCAAACAUCCAAUAAGCCGUCUGGUUAUCCAGUGAGGAUGGACAACUCGGUACCUUUAGUUCCUCAGAACCAGUCCUCCCAGUCGCUGCACAUCCAGCCUGGCAUGCUGGCACAGGCCUCCCUCGACCCCCUGCUGGUAAGCAGCCUGUACGCCUCAGUGGCGGGAAUGCCGCGUUUAGACUCGGUCCGGCUGCCGGUUGGCUGCAGGGGUGAAAGCCUCGGCGGCCUGCUGGAUCACAAUUCCUCCAUGAUGCAGGGCUGGCCAGCAGGCACACAGCAGAUCCUCAUCCCUUCCACAUGGCAGCAGAUGCCCGGCAUGGCCAUCCACAACCCCGGGCAGGCCGUGGUGCCCGACUCACCCAUGGGAGCCCCCGUCCCCGACAAUCAGCAGGCUUCAGGCUGGAGGGGUCGGCAUGGAAGCCAGUACGAUGGCGUCGGCCAGCAGGACUCUGGAGCCGGCCGUCACGCCGCGUCCCAAAGCCACAACUCAGGGGCCGCUCACUCAAGAGCCCAACAGGGCAAGAGGCCAAAGGGUCGACACGCCGAGAGCAGAGCCAGGCCCGUGUCUUCAGUCCAUUCGACCACCACUGUGGUCCACAACACUUCUGCUUUUGCGGGUGACCAGUCUCAGCCCAUCAUCAUCUCUGACACUCCCAGUCCUGCCGUCAGCAUCAUCACCAUCCACAGCGACUCAGAGGACGAGGACGACAGGAAGUUCCCUGCUGCCUGCUCUGGUACGAGUCAGAGGACGAACGUGAUCAGCUGUGUGACGGUGCACGACUCCCACGACUCCGACUCUUCUACCAGCAGCCCGCUGAGCCCCAAAACCAACUCCCAGCCGCCCGCCAAGUCUCUGGCCAUCAUCAUGCCCUCAGUGAAGAGCCAGCCGGGGGAGAGCACAACCCACAAAGCUCCGGCAGCUCCAGAUCAAGCUACAAGUGUCUCUGGAAAGACCAAGAAGGGGUCGGCUCAGCAGUCCGGUCGGCCGGGAGACUCCAACGCUGAUCGCCACCCACGAGCCGCCUCCAGCAGAUCUCAGCCUCUGAACCUGAGUCAGGUACAGCAGGCUGUGAUGUCAUCAACCCACGACCAAACAGGAAGCAGCAGUUCCCUGAGGCGUCAGCCCACAUACCCCCCUCCUGUCUCCUCCCACUCAUCCUUCAACACCCUCUUCAGCUCCACCCCAAACCUGUACGCCUACCCGGCCUCCGCCGCCCUGGCCUCCGUGUCCCAAGCUGUGGACCAGAUGCAAGGUGGCUCGUCCCGCCAUGGCAGGGCGACCGGGGCUUACUCCUCCCUGGCUCUGCUGCAGAAGAGCAGCAGCCUGGCCCUCGGAGUGUCUGCUCCAGGACAGUACGGCAACCAACACCACCAACAGCAGCAGCAGCAGCAGCAGCAGCAGCCGCAGCAGCAGCAGCUGGGAGGGCAGCCUUUCCACCACUCCAGUGCUCCUUACCAGCGAAAACUCAACCAGUACCCCUACCUGUAGAGAACUGAAGCAAGAAGACCAAAAUGGAGACCGCGACCAGAGAGGAGCACAAAGCUCAUCACGGCUGACUGUGAUCGUUUUCAACCCGACUUUAAAACUUUCCUUUUUACCGUCCAGUCCGGAUCAAAUAAUCACAGGAAGUAUUUAUGUUUUAAUCAUGGUCACCUUUUUUUUUUUUUUUUUUUAAUCUAUUCCAGCUUUGGAGUUUUUCUUUAUGUUGCAACAGCAUGUUAACGAUGACUGAACUGUGCAAUUUGUAUCCGAACGGUGACGCGUUUUCUCGUCAUGUUUGCUCUCGACUCCUGAGAUUUAAGGGCGAUUACAACCACGUCAGACAGAACGCGUGAGAAUCGCAGCCCUGAAAACUCGCAGAUGGAAAUGUUAAGUUGAUUCUUGUUUUUAAAUGUUAAGCCUUUUUUAAAAAAAAAAAUUCAUGUGAGAAAUGUGCGUUGAGACGUAAACUGGAACUUGCUGCUCUUUGUUGAUUAUUAUCGCCAGAAUCGUCAACUAAUUGUUUUAAAAGUCGCAUCAACGUAUCCACAACCGCCUUACUUAUUUAGGUCUUUUAUUUUAACUUUAAUACGUCGGCAGGUCGCGAUAAGUUAGAUUUAUGUGUUGUAUGUUUCAUUAAUGAAUGUACUGUGUGUAUGUGUGUUUUAUCUGUAUUAUGAAAAAAAAAAAAGAUGGAGGUGAGUAAGCUAUGUACUGUACAAUGAUGUGUCACUGUGUUCUCCAUUCUGUUUUAGAACUGGCCUUUGACUUGAUUAUAUUUAUCUGUUGAGAUGCAGUAUGACUCCGUGUAGACGUAGGCUCGGUGUUUAGAGGGGGUUCUCAUGUGUUUUUUUAGUUUUUUUUUUACAGGUUUAGGAGUUAAUCUUAAGGUUGCAUGUGUCUGACAUGAAGUAGCAUUCAGGAUGAGUUUGUAAACUUGCAGAUUUCCGCCGAUUUCCCGGCGUCGCUCGCAGGAAGGAUUAUUACUGUUCUGUUUAAUUUGUACAACAAACGCGUUAACGAUAUCAGAGGGAGGGGAAAAAAAAAUGUAAAAGCUCUUGUCUUGUGAAGUGAUGUUUGUGAAGUAAAAGCGUGCACAUUCAAUCCGAUCGGGGGGUUUUCACGCCAUCAUGUAAGAGUCAAAGCCAUUUAGAUUGCAACUGUUAAAAAUUCACAGUAAAUGCGUUUUUUUUUUGUUUUUUUUUUCCAAUUGUGAAUGAUCAAAUCCGACAACGAUGAUUUAUAAGAAUAUUAAUUGAUGUUCUGUAUGUAACCGCUUCUAAAACUAAAUCAUUGGUUUGGUGAAAUGAUGGUUGUUCCUACGAUCCUGCUGUGUUGUGAAGUGCUACGUUACAUAGGACACACGAUGAACCUUAACCCGUAUAUACGCAAUAAAAUCUUCACAAAACAGAA
This is a messenger RNA of Acanthopagrus latus (yellowfin seabream), 5543 nucleotides long. It is a transcript of the gene hipk1a, whose product is annotated as homeodomain interacting protein kinase 1a. Gene Ontology annotation, biological process: intrinsic apoptotic signaling pathway in response to DNA damage by p53 class mediator; peptidyl-threonine phosphorylation; smoothened signaling pathway. Gene Ontology annotation, molecular function: ATP binding; protein serine/threonine kinase activity; protein tyrosine kinase activity. Gene Ontology annotation, cellular component: nucleus; cytoplasm; PML body. The coding region runs from base 615 to 4139 and encodes 1174 amino acids. Lineage: Eukaryota; Metazoa; Chordata; Actinopteri; Spariformes; Sparidae. The record is from RefSeq and is a predicted model, not a curated record. The transcript is spliced from 17 exons.